UGACUGUAUGACGUGUCCAGAUGAUUCUUGGUCUAAUGAGAAAAAGGUAACCUGCAUCCAAAAGCAGGUAGAGUACCUGUCCUUUUUAGAAUCCCUGGGAGCAAUCUUGAUGGCUGUGUCCAUUUUCUUUUCCAUUAUUCCUGCAGCCAUAUUGUGGAUAUUUAUUAAGUAUCGGGACACACCAAUAGUGAAAGCAAACAACCGUAACCUCAGCUACUUCCUCCUGGUUGCUCUAAUUCUUUGCUUCCUCUGUUGUUUAAUAUUUAUUGGAAAACCAAACAACAUAAGUUGUUUGUUGCGGCAAACUGCAUUUGGUAUAAUAUUUUCUGUUUGCAUCUCUUCUAUUCUUGCAAAAACUAUAAUUGUCUUUAUUGCAUUCAGUGUAAGAAGACCAGGAGGACUCCAGAAGAAGUGGCUUGGAACCAGGACGCCAGUAUUUAUUGGUCUUUUUUGCACCACUGUACAAGUCAUAAUAUGUUCUGUUUGGCUUGGAUACUCUUCACCUUUUUCAGUAAAAAACAUGAGUUCUUUUAAAGACAAAAUAAUAAUUGAAUGUGACGAAGGAUCAGUUACCAUGUUUUAUUCCAUGCUGGGGUAUCUAGCUAUUUUGGCAAGUGUGUGCUUCAUAGUUGCUUUCUUAGUACGUAAAUUGCCAGAUAGAUAUAAUGAGGCAAAAUUCAUUACAUUCAGCAUGUUAAUAUUUAUUAGUGUUUGGCUGGCAUUUAUACCAGCAUACCUCAGUACCAAAGGAAAAUAUUUGGUUGCUGUGGAGAUGUUUGCCAUCUUGUCUUCAGGAUUUGGCCUUUUGAGCUGUGUUUUCUUUCCAAAGUGGUACAUUAUCAUAUUAAGACCAGAGCUGAAUGCUAAAGAAUCUGCAACACAGAGCUCAUGCUAAAUGGCUAAAAUAAAUUCAGAAAAUUAUCGAUUUCUAGUUCAAAGAUAAAUUAGCUGAAGAACACUAGGCUUCAUGAUACUGACUAAUGAGUACCAAGAGAUUUAACUUGAUGUUAUUGUAAUCGAUGUGUAUUAAUUUUAAGUGUUAUAAUACAAUAAUGCAGACACUAAUAAUGAGAGAGAGACAUCACCAAAAAAUAUUUUGCUUGUGAAUCUAUCUUAUAUUUAGUUUUCUGAGUUACAGCUCACAAGGUUAAUAAUCACAGCUGUAUGUCCCAGAACUGCAAGCUUUAUUGAAAGUUAUUUAAUUUCUCUUUAAUACAUUAUUUUACAUUUAUUACUGUUUCCCAUGUUACAUAAGUUAGGAUUGAGGUUUAUGCAUUAGUAAAUGGUUGAAAUGUAAUUAAUUUAAA
Protopterus annectens (West African lungfish) is the source of this 1307-nucleotide messenger RNA. RefSeq names its product vomeronasal type-2 receptor 26-like. The transcript has a single exon. Gene Ontology annotation, molecular function: G protein-coupled receptor activity. Gene Ontology annotation, biological process: G protein-coupled receptor signaling pathway. Gene Ontology annotation, cellular component: membrane. The coding region runs from base 8 to 895 and encodes 295 amino acids. Lineage: Eukaryota; Metazoa; Chordata; Ceratodontiformes; Protopteridae. The record is from RefSeq and is a predicted model, not a curated record.